GGCACUACUCACAGGUCUCGUCGACCGCUAGCGUCCUGAGACGCACACUUUCCACUUUCCUUUUGGUGAGAUGGCAGUAACACUGCGGGACGUGGCCAUGCUGACCGGGCUGCCAAUCAGGGGUGCCCCGUUAAUAGUUUCACGACCCGCAAGGAAGCAGUGGAAGGGUUAUGUUGCAGAUAGGUUUGGUGUGCAAUACGACGGGAAGGAUGCUGGCCUCUCCAUGUCCUGGGUUCAUGGGCUGACACAGUUCGGUCCAUGCCCACUGGAUGCGGACGAGAAUACACUUAUGCAACACUAUGAGGUGUACUUAUACGUUCUGCUCGGAGGCAUCAUGUUCUGCAACACGGCAGGCAAUUAUGUCGUCCCACAUAUUGUAUGGUUAGCAGCCCACCUCGCGUCACAUCCUUAUGAGCCUACAUCUUACAGUUGGGGAUCUACAGUGUUGGCUGCAACCUACAGAGGAUUGUGUGAUGCAACCCAGCGAACAAAGAGGAAGGCAACCAUUAUAGGGUGGAGCUCAAAGGGGGGCGGAGGCACGCAGGACUGGGCAUCCAAGAAUGCCGAGUACAUACGGAGGUGGACAGAAUCAGCUGCGGUGGAUGUCAUCAUUACUGCUAGACAAUACGACGAGGCCACGUACUAG
Phragmites australis (common reed) is the source of this 646-nucleotide messenger RNA. Its product is annotated as serine/threonine-protein phosphatase 7 long form homolog. The record is from RefSeq and is a predicted model, not a curated record. The transcript is spliced from 3 exons. Lineage: Eukaryota; Viridiplantae; Streptophyta; Magnoliopsida; Poales; Poaceae. Bases 71 to 646 code for a protein of 191 amino acids.